Molecule: messenger RNA, 1650 nt
Organism: Alosa alosa (allis shad)
Lineage: Eukaryota; Metazoa; Chordata; Actinopteri; Clupeiformes; Clupeidae
Product: tripartite motif-containing protein 16-like
Exons: 6
Coding region: 1-1650 (549 amino acids)
Molecular function (GO): zinc ion binding; protein binding
Source: RefSeq, a predicted model, not a curated record
AUGGCAGAAGCGAGCCCAAGUAACCAAGACAUUUUUAUGUGUCCAAUUUGUUUGGAUUUACUAAAGGAUCCUGUGACUAUCCUAUGUGGACACAGUUAUUGUAUGGGCUGCAUUCAAAACUGCUGGGAUCAGGAAGAUCAGAAAGGAGUUUACAUCUGCCCCCAGUGCAGACAGACUUUCACUCCGAGACCUGUUCUAUACAAAAAUAAUAUUUUUGCUGAACUUGUGGAGCAGUUAAGGAAGACCAGAAUCCAAGCUGCUGCUCCUGUUCACUAUUUCGCUGGACCGGGAGAUGUGGAGUGUGAUGUCUGCACUGGGAGAAAACUCAAAGCGGUGAAGUCCUGUCUGGAUUGUCUGUUGUCUUACUGUAAAACUCACUUCAAAGCUCACAAUGACCUUAACCCAGGUAGAAAACACUCAGUGAUUGAUGCCACAGGCCAGCUACAGGAGAGGAUCUGCUCCCAUCAUAAGAAAGUUUUUGAAAUAUUCUGCCGCACUGAUCAAACUUGUAUCUGCUAUCUGUGUAUGAUGGACAGCCAUAAAGGCCAUGACACGGUCUUAGCUGCAGCAGAAAGGGCGGACAAACAGAAGCAGUUGGGGCAGACUCAGAGAAGCUUCAAAAAAGAUUAUCAGGAAAGAGAGAAGAAGCUGCACGAGCUGAGAAAGGCUGUGGAGACUCUCAAGAGCUCUGCACAGACAGCAGUGGAGGACAGUGAGAGGAUCUUUACUGAGAUGAUCCGCUCCAUUGAGAGAAGGCGCUCUGAGGUGAAAGAGCUGAUCAGAGCUCAGGAGAAGGCUGAGGUGAGUCGGACUGAAGGACUCGUGAUGCAACUGGAGCAGGAGAUUGCUGAGCUGAAGAGGAGAGAUGCUGACCUGGAGCAGCUUUCACACACAGAGGACCACAUCCAUUUCCUCAAGAAUUUUCAGCCAGUCAGCCCUCUACCUCAUUGUAAAGACUUAUCCAGCAUCUAUGCCAGCCAAAUUCUACCUUUUGAGGCCGUGAAGAAAUCUGUCUCCACACUGAAGGGGCAGCUGGAGGAUUUCUUCAAGCAGGAAGUUAUGAGGAUCUCUGCAGCAGUGUCUGAUGUCCAGGCUGUUUUUACUGAGCCAGUAACCAGACAGGAGUUCUUGAAGUACUCCUGUCAAUUCACGCUGGAUCCAAACACUGUAUUCAGAUACCUCCAUCUGUCUGAGGGGAAGAGGAAGGUGGAAUGGGGAGUUGAGCUGCAGGAUCCUGAUCAUCCAGAGAGAUUUGAUGGGUAUAACCAGGUGUUGUGUAGAGAGGGUGCGUCUGGACGCUGCUACUGGGAGGUUGAGUGGAGUGGGGAGCGGGUUCAUAUAGCAGUGUCAUAUAAAAGUAUCAGCAGGAAAGGACGGGGCGAUGAGUGUCUUUUUGGACAUAAUGAUCAGUCCUGGAGUCUGCACUUCACCGGCUCCAGCUCCUCUUUCAGGCACAAUAAGAAAGAGACUAUUCUCCCUCUAGUGGCCAGCAACAGAAUAGGAGUGUAUGUGGACCACAGGGCAGGAACUCUGGCCUUCUACAGCAUCUCUGACACAAUGACCCUCCUGCACAGGGUCCAGACCACAUUCACUCACACACUCUACCCUGGGUUUAAGGUUGGCAUUCGUUCAUCAGUGAAGCUGUUGUGA